Messenger RNA from Chara braunii, 899 nucleotides. Lineage: Eukaryota; Viridiplantae; Streptophyta; Charophyceae; Charales; Characeae. The record is from the annotation of a GenBank genome assembly.
GGCAGAGAGAAGAUGCUGUCGCAAGAGAACAAAUGGACAGACAGAGGAACGAGGAGGUUGAACAUCUCAAGUGAGAGGACGACGAUUUGACGAGGAUGGCAACAGAAAGGGUCAACAAAGAGCUGGAUUCCCUCAAGGCGGAUAACCAAGCACUGGUUCACGACUUCUUGACCUUGAGGGACGAAGUGGAGAAUCUGAAACGCGGUAGCAAGUGUGGUGAUGAGGCGGUUACCGAGAAGAGUCCCCCGGAAGGACCAGCAAGGGGAAAGAUGAAACCAACGGCGGAAGGGCAGACACCACGCGAAUGGGCACAACUGGCGGAAGCAUAUCGGCGUAUGUGUGACGAAAGGGACAUGGCAGACCGAGAGGUGCCGGCGUUAAGGGAACGAAUCAACUGCAUCAAGUUAACUUCUCCCUCUAGCUCACGACGCAAGCUGUUCGGAAGGAGAAAGAGUCUCGAAGGAGGUACGGGAGGUGACGAAGUUAAGGUGGCAUUUGUGAGGAAAGUAGGCGAAGACAAGGAAACGUUUCACAAGAGGGUGUCAAUGGAUUUGGGCAAGCUAAGGAAGUCUCAACUGGAGAAGCUAUACAGUGAGGAGGAAAUCGAGAAUGAAGGCGUGACGAAGACAACGGGUGACUUGGCGGAAAUUUAUACGGUGAGAGCAUUUGAGCAACGGACGAAUAGAAGGCUGCUUGGACAGGAUGGGGACGAAGAACACGAGGAGGAAGAGCAAGAUGAAGAAGAGUCGGCGGAUGUGGCGGCUGCUUCUGUGGAUGGUUUGACGGCAUCAGAGUCUUCAUGGGACCGGUACCGAGCACCGGUGAUAUUUAUUCGUCUGUUGCAACUAUUCAGGAUUUGAGGAACACCAGAAAUAAGUUAUGCCUUGCAGGUUUAAAUA